CCUGAAAGUACUGAGCGUACAGUACUACCUCGCACGUACUUUUUCAAUUCUACUGCCAUCGAGAAAUGAACAUCGAACCGAUGAACGAACUGUUUGCGACCGAAGUUCAAAUGAUUACACGGAUUGAUAAUGGCAUUGACCGAAGAAGUAGCCUUUCUCACCGAAGCGGAAGCGAAUCUCAAAGCUGCCGAAGAUGCAAAGGUACCUUUGUUCAAGUUUAUUCUUACGGGUGGCCCAUGCGGUGGGAAGACAACAGCAAUCGCUAGGCUCUCAUACUUUCUGAAAGAGCGUGGCUUCGAGGUCAUCGCUUGUGCUGAGGUCUAUACUAUAUUAGCUAGCAAUGGGAUGUCUUUCGAUUUCUAUUCAACUGAAGGGAUGGAUACCGUUAUUCAAAACGCAGUUUUGGACAUCCAACUGAGUCUCGAAGAUAGUCUUGAACGUGUGUUGAAGGCAAGUACCGCAAAAUGGAGAUGGCAAUAUAAUUUAAGCCCAUGCGUCCUUGACGAGUCCCCACUUAUUUUCUAAUCUUCGGAUCACUUGUUUUCUGUGCAAAUCACAGGCCAGGGGAAAGCCUGCAGUACUAUUAUGCGAUCGAGGCCCCAUGGAUGGUAAAGCUUAUUUAUCGGACGAAAAAUGGAAAAAGAUUUUGGAUGAAAGAGGUGUUACCGAAGCGGACCUGAGAGAUACACGGUAAGUUCAAUUGGGAUAGCUCUAGCAACUUGACAUUGAUUGUAGUUGCACCCUGCUCACAUUACUUCUUGUUUAGGUACAAUGCUGUCUUUCACAUGGUGACGGCAGCAGACGGGGCAUCAUCAUUCUACACAUUAGAGAACAACCAAGAUCGUUCUGAAACACCCGAACAAGCACUUGACCUUGACAGACGCAGCCAGAAAUGUUGGCUAGGUCAUCCACACAUGUAAAUAUUCCUCAAAUGUAGUUUUUUAUUUUUUGUUGCAUCCUUUUUGAACUUCGCCGAAACUGAUCAUUCAGAAGCUCACAUGCAAUUCCAAAUUUGAAUACACCUUUUUUACCAAUAGGUAUGUCCUUGAUAAUUCUACUGACUUUGAAUCAAAACUCCAGCGCCUCGUAAACAUCGUUUGCCAACUUGUUGGCUUACCUACCAAUUUAUCGAGGCGAUCCACGAAAUACCUUCUUCAAAAACGGCCAAAUGGAACUUCUUUUCCAAAAGACGUCGACUUCCAUCGUUUUGAAGUAGAAAAAGUAAGCACCAUCGCGUCCCUCAAGAGCAAAGACAGAGCUUACUAUGUAUAUACUCACAUGGAGAACUCACACUAAACUUUCCUUCAUAAUUACUUUUACGCGAGGUGUAUCUCGUGGUCCAAAAUGCUGCCGAUAGUGGAGCCUAUAGUUUUAUUAGGAAGAGAACGACAAUCGGCGAAGGCGGGAAAAAACAGGGCAGCGUGUAUCAAUUGACAGAUGUCGCAAAGAAGGACGGGCAAGUGUUUGAAACGAAGAGAAUUAUUUCAGCGAGGGAAUACAAUGCGUCUUACAAAUCUCGUGAUCCGUCUCGCCACAUCGUCAGACAAGAGCGAAUUAGUUUCCUUUACAAAACGCAGUCUUUUACGAUUCAUAAUUACGAACAACCUUCACCAGGGCUAUGCAUUCUGCAUGCACAGGUUGAAAGCAAGGACAACGAGACUCCGAUUGUGGAUCUGCCAGAUUUUCUUGAAAUUGACCGACUCCUUGAAAAAAGUGACGAGGACACGUACGGAGCCUACUCUCUUUCCGUUAUUCGUGACGAAACAAAAUACAACUAACUGAUAAUGGUUCUAGCUACUGAAAAGAAAUUCGCUAAAAGGAUUAAUACCAUAAGCUUUUUUAAGUAAUGUAGUAGACGGGAUUGAUGAAAUUGUCCAUGCGUGAGUUAUACCAACAAAACUUGAUAUCUAGUCCGAGUUGUAAAACAAUAAUUGGUGCAGUCAGCCUCCUUCUGAGUAUUAAAGUGCAUCAUUCUCGUGAUGUUUAAUGUUUAGCCCAAGCCUUGGAAGCGUAGCGCAAUCCACAAUAUUUGCAUCUUUCGACAACACCAGGGCGUUCCAGACUAAUGUACUCCAAAGGGUGUCCAAGGGCCCCUCCACCACCAUCACAGAUUGCCAUUUCACCCUCAACUUCUAUGAUAGGAACCUGCUGGACAAGUUCAAGCGCAUUGGAACGGUGUUUUCCGAGUUUGUACUCGGAUUCGUGAUUUGUACGGGUGUGCAACCUCAUUUCUUCGGAUGUUUUGUCUGCAGUUUUUGGGUCAAUAUUGUAUGGCGUCCUAGGGGGAACCGAUGGAGGGGGACCCGUCGCCAAACUACGAAGCGGCAUAACGCGGAGCGAAAGAGAAGCAAGUCGAACGUUUACGAGCUUGACUUCUCUGCUGAUGGUGCGGCCUAGCAUAUUGUCUGUCAACUAUCUGUCGUUCUUUGAUGAAAAGGUAGAGAAGCAAUCAAGAUGAGCAACUUGGAUUUAUGUAUCGCCGGUACAAGGUCCUACCGGUACAGUACAUUCGUUGAUGUUAUGUUGCCAGUUUUUUGGUCUGAUUUUUCAGAAGUUUCGUGCUUGUAUCGAUUUCAUGCAGUAAGCAGUUCAAGUCCUUUUUUUUCGUAUGGUAGUACGUACAAACGGUACGACUACGCUGGUGCUGCAGGCGAGUAACGAACAGAAUGGUACAAGUACAUUUUGAUGACAUGCAUGCUGGGCCCUCCGGAACCCAAGCGCGCAUCCCACCUUUGAAAUCCAACAUUUGGGGGGGCAUGAUUUUCGUGGGUUAUUUUUCAAAUGAAAUAACCCAAGUUUUCGGGGGUUAUUUUUCCCAUGGAAUAAACCACCAUUCUAAAACCCGGAUUGUUUUUCACCAAGAAUAACCCAUGUUUUGAAACGCGGGUUCCUGGUGGGUUAAUCCAUGAAUAACCUACAAAAUAACCCACAAGUAAUCCAUGAGUUUCUGUGAGAACCCAUGAAUAGUAACCCACAAAUCUGCUGGGCCUAUUUUUAAAGACCAAAAUCAGUGAUUAAUUAACAUUAAUGACUAAAAUGCUUAAGAACAUCCUUGGUUUUCCACUAACCCAAAUGAAUGUAAAUUUAUAGUAGGUUAUUCAUGCUGGUGGGUUAUUUGUGGGUUAUUCAUGCUGGGUUCUUUGAUUCUUUUGUGGGUUAUUAACCCACCACAAUUCUAAAACAUGAUGGGUUAUUUUUACAAAAAAUAUCUCAUGUUUUCCUAGGGGAGGAAUUUGCUACUGUUGGCUAAUAUUGCAAGCUACUGGUUCUGGCCAAUCAUGCCUCUACAAUUAGCUCCUAAUACUAUGUUUUUUAGGAAUCCAAAACAUCAUUGUCCCUCUUUCUUGCCACUUUUCAUACUGCAAAAUCUCUUUCUCCCUUUGUCAUUCUUGCCACUGCUGAACUCAACUUUUCUUUUCCUUUAGUCAGAUGAGCCAAAUGACAAUAAGAAGUUGUGCCAUAUAUGAUGCCAAAUAUCUCACCAUGAGUGAAAGUGAAUAUGCUGUCUCUCAUCAAGUUGUCCCUCUGAUUUUACUUCAGUUUGGUAUGAAGGGGAUCAUAUUUGUAGCCAGUUUCUUCCUUGAAGCCAAAGAAUGAAAACUCUGGUUUUCGUGAGAAGCUUGAAUUUUGGUUUAAAUCGAAGUUUUACGGCAACGCGGGUUGGAUGUGUAAUGUGAGAUGGUCGCGUUGUGGGAAUAAGGGAGAUAUGGUUAGUACGCGCAUAAGUGUGCGCAUGGGAUCUGUUUUUAACUCGUUGUGGGAGUCAAAAAAAUGGAAGCGGGUUUGUUGUCGCCAAAUAAGUUUCUUUGAUUGAAAAUUUCAAAAGAUUUUGAAAGUUUUGAGUUGCGAAACAGCGGUAUUUGGGCGGCGACAAUGACGAUCCUUUCAAAGUUGUCGUUGAGUAACGAUUCAUUGUCGUAACUGCGUGAUGAUAAGUUCAAAGACGAUGGCGGUGACAAUGCAUAUGGGUUAUCAAAGAUGAUGGCAGUGACAAUGCAUAUGCGUUGUCGAUGUGUUGUUCAAAGGGGUGUGUUGACGCGGUGUUGGUAGAGUCGUGUAGUGAGGAGAGAUCACGCCUAAAAAUUAUCACCAUGGUGGUGAUGAAUUUUAUUGGAAGGGUGUCAUAACCUGUGGGAGUGACUGUCCAAAAAGUGAUGUAAAGUGUGUGCUAGAAGAAAAGUGAGUUGAUGUUCUUAUUGAGGAUCGACAAACUAUGAAAUCUAGAAUCGAUCACUGUGAGGAUCGAGUGAUGUGUGAAUCAAAUGAGUCGAGUCACUCACGCAAGUGAAUGAAAUGAGUCAUAUCAAUCAUAUGAAUCCAGUGGGAUUGAGUGAAUCAUAUAUGUAUGGUGUGUAUGAAACAUAGAUACGUAUUAUAUGUAUGUGUUGUAGAUAUGAGUCACACACACGGUCUGAUAUCCUACAGACAGCAAUCUGCAAGUCUCCAUGAUCUGUAGUACAAUAGAUGUAGUAUUGAGGCUUUGCCUCAUAACCAAAAUGCACCCCUGAUACUUAUAUGAGUGCACCUCAUUCAAACCCCACUUUCUGUAGGAUUUGAGUGCAAGUCACAAAUGAACAGCAAAAGACCCCCAAGCAAUCCUCUCCUGCUGGUGCUCUAGGAUAUAGUAAAUUUUGCAGGCUUUGUCUCCUUCUUGGUUCCAAAUUCUUUCUGUUACUUGCCACACAAACCAGAUUGCUGGGCAUUAUUUGCAUUUUGCGCAGUUGUAACCCUCAAAUUUUCUGGUCCUUUGCCAUUUUGAUGGACACUCCAUAUUUGUAUUUUUCCAGCAAUCACCCUUGUAUUGCUUCAGGGGAAGAUUCAUCCACAACAAAUAAUAUGCUACAACUUAAUAGGCGUGUACCAAAGUAAAACUCUAAGUGUUUCAAAUUUCCUAGUAAUCUAUCUAAUUCUUUGUUAAUGAGUCAAGUGGUCAAUAUACCAUAUGCACACAAUCAAGUAAUCUGUUUUUGCAAUCCAAUUACCUUUCUGUGUGGUCCAUAGUAAGAAGGUAUUGUAUAGCCCUUUUGAUGACUUGGUCCUCGUCACCUGGAGCACUAUCUGUAUGCUGAGUGGUACUUGCAGAAUAAAAAUCUCUUUUUUGCUUCUUGGAUAAACGCCUUUAGGAUUCCAUAAACUCCUCCCAAAUCAUUGUUUCAUUCUGUCUUUUUGGCUUGGAAUUCAUGUUGUGAUUUUUCCUUGCCAGCCUUUUUGUUCUGGAAUAAGGAGCAUAUUCCUCCUCCCAAUACCAGGGACUGUGUCUUUCAAAUUUGUUCAUGUGUAGGCACUCUUUUCCUGUCAUGACUCUUCACAAACAAAAAUCAGUCAACACCUUACCUCAGCAAGGGUGGGGUGGCAACCAGACCAUCCCAAAUGGGUAGAUUGUUUAAUCAACUUCCUAACCAAAGGAGACAGUGAGUUCCAUUUCUUCCUUGGAUAUAUGCAAUCUGUUGUGUCCAACUUUGUCUGACAUCUGUGCUUGAUCUUGGGCCUAUACCAACAUUGUUGUAAAACUCAUUGUUUUCUGAAGUGGUCAACAAUGGAUAACCACACAAUAGGUAGCAACUUAUUAUGCCCAAGGCCUAGACAUAAACGUCUUCUCCUGUGUGGCCAUUGAUGUUUAUGGAGUCUGUCACAUAUUCCACUGCCUUUUGCCAUGCCAGAUUGGCCUCGACUCUACUUUGUCAAAAUGUCCCAUCUUGCUGUUCAGUUGCAUCCUUACCAUCUCUGUGAGGUUAGACCUGUCCAAUAUUUCUAGAACUUUGCCACUGUGUUUCCAACACUGUGUAUCAUUGCUCAUCAUUUCAAAAUGGUAAGAGUAUGGAUCAAAGCCAGUCAUUUCUGAGAUGUAGAAGCUGUUGCUGGUAUCUGACCUUCUCUUGUGUGCACUCUGUUCUUGCAGCUUCCCUUCCAACCUUCUCUUCUUUGAACAAUCAAUCCUACUAGUAGUGCACAGCAAUGAAAUAUUAUGUGAAUUGGGUUUAGCAGAAUUGUUUUGGUGUAUAUAGAUUGUUUGUCAUCAAAAUAAUGUUGGCAACAGCACGAGGGAAUAGGAUUAAUUUGUUUGAAUACUUUGAGCAUUGAUCAGGAAUGUAUUGGUAUGAUGUUAUUCUUGAUGCUGCGAGCAGAAAAACUGAUGAGGAUGAAAAACUGUAAGAACCCCAGAAUAGAGCAUGAAAUUGGUACUGAGAAAUGAGUGGUGUGAGAACAUGUUCCAGGGAAAGGGGCCCUGAAUUUUGCAUGAAAGCAUUGAAAAAUGCGAGAUUUUGUUUUUGUCCAUGCGCACUAUCAAAUCAGUUUGUGUGACGCUAGUAACCAAAAUGCACCCCUGACACUUCUAUAAGUGCACCUCAUUCAAGCCCCACUAUCCAUACCAUUUGAGCCCAAAUGAUGUCACAAAUAAGCAGCAAAAGAACCCCCAAGCAACCCUCUCCUGCUUGGUGUGCUGCUCUAGUACUGCUAGCAGUACUAGUUUGACGAGAGGGAAUCGAUUCUGGAGAGGGUCAAUAUUUAAUGAGGCUAUAAAAAAUAUAAUGAAAGUUGUUUUGCCAGCAUCAAUUCAAUUCAGAUUCAAUCAUGAUAAAAAAGAAUUUUCUAGGAGGAAUAUUUUAUGUCAGUCAAUUGAUCUUGAAUUAUUCCCUGUCAUUUUUAGUUCCACAUGUUACUGUAAUGGACCUCUUAUUUACAGUAUUCACUUGAUGGGAUGAUGGAAAAUGGGACACAUGUCCUUCUUUGUAGAGCAUUCAAUAGUGAAGUACAACGGCCAAAGUCUCCAAUCCAUUGGAACAAGUCAGUUCUCGAAAUAAAUUGAGUUGGACUGAGUGCUGCAUAUUCCGUUCUGAACAUUCUGAUCGAUUGGUGUUGGACGAGUACGGUGCAUAUUGGUGGUAUGAUUAACAACUGAGUAAUUUCUAGAUCAUUUUUAGUAUUGGCUUGGGCUUGAAAUUCCAAUGCUUCAUCUUCCCGGUGCAGUUACAGCUCCUUGCUUUGCUGCAUAAUACUUUUUCCGUAUUGGCUUUACCAAGACCUCUAGCGGCUCUAUUUCUCUUUCUGGCAAGAGACCAAACUCCGUACAAAAGUACAUGAAAUGCUUGAAGCAUGAGUUUAGGUGGGGCGCCAUAUCUAAUGCCUCCAAUGUACCAAAGAAACUAGAGUAUAUAAUGCCGUACACUCGAAACAAUCGUCGAAAAAUUUGACCGCAAAGUGCUGCGAACUGCGGCGUCUGGAAUACCCUUAAGGCUUCCGUUUCGUCGUCAUCGUCUGGGAAUUUAGUUUCGUCAUUGAUUUGAUCCGCAAUCCAACCCAAAACUUUUUCGAUAUAAACAGGUGCAGAUACUGACAUGGCUUCUCCCGAAUUGCCAUCUGACCAUCGAUACUCGACACCGGAAGGGAAACCUUCUCCUGGCCGAAACGAGUUUAGGUAGGGAUCAGAAGACAUGACUGCCCAUAUCGUGCUAACAUCGUUGUAGAAGUCGAUGGCAUGCACCGCAACCCAUGCUGCACAGGACUCUCCUUGCGGCAAUGCAACCUUGCACCAGUGUUGAUGAAGUCAUUUGAAGAAAAAUGAAUGGGAAGCGUGAGAUUAUAAAUUGAGAACGGAAAC
Pseudo-nitzschia multistriata is the source of this 7600-nucleotide messenger RNA. The record is from the annotation of a GenBank genome assembly. Lineage: Eukaryota; Bacillariophyta; Bacillariophyceae; Bacillariales; Bacillariaceae.